GAAAAUACAUAAGGGGGUGGAUAAAAGAAGAGCCCGGGCGUCAAUUCGACCCUAACAAAUCGCUGUCUUCAAAAAACAGAAAGAUUCAUGCGGAAUGGGCAGAAAGAGAUGUUCCUUCUUCGUUUUGUGAUUUCAAACCACCAUUUACCCAAUAUUAUUGCUGUGAAGCGCUUCUGAAAACCCUUGAUUUUGACUUUUGGAGCAAGGCCGGUAAGGACCUCGCCGCGAAUGAUGUUGUUGAAGCUUUGGAAAUGGUACCAGAAUUGCUUGGCGGUUCACCCAGUUAAGACCCAAAUCAUCAGCUCCGGAUUCCUUUGGGGAACUGGAGAUAUUAUUGCUCAAUCCGUCACUCAUUCCGCGGCUAGGAGUCACCACCAUUUACCCGAUGCCGAUGAAGAAUUCAAAAUUAACUGGAAACGGGUUGCCAUUACAAGCAUGUUCGGAUUCGGCUUUGUUGGACCAGUUGGCCAUUUCUGGUAUGAAAAUCUGGACAAGUUUAUUAGACUCAAGCUUCGUAUGCAGCCCAAGUCAAUACCGUUUGUCGCCACUAAAGUGGCAAUGGAUGGCAUAAUAUUUGGUCCAUUUGAUUUGCUAGUAUUUUUUAGUUACAUGGGAUUUUCAAAUGGUAAGAGUGCGACUCAAGUGAAGGAAGAUUUGAAGAGAGACUUUAUACCAGCAUUAGUUCUCGAAGGCGGUGCCUGGCCUCUUGCGCAGAUAGUGAAUUUCCGAUACGUUCCUGUUAGAUAUCAACUUCUGUAUGUAAACGCUUUCUGCUUGCUGGACAGUGCUUUCUUAUCUUGGGUGGAGCAGCAGGAAGACGCAGCUUGGAAGAAAUGGUUCACCCAAUUUUCCCCUUUCGAGAAAGAAGAACGAGAAGAAAGAUGAUUUGCAGAGUAGGUAAUGUUGAUGAAAAGUAGAUGUAACGUUGAGGGAUACGUUUUUGAAUGCCUCUUACACCUUGUUGGCCCUUAUGGGAAACUCAACCAAAGUGGAUAAUCAUUCUUCUUUUUCUGAGAGAAUGACCGGCCAACUCUUUUUUGCCAAUGUUGUUACUUCAAAUUAAUAUUCCAUAAGUUGAAAAAUCAUAUUUGCAGUGGCAUGGAAAUCAAAAAAGCAGCUGGAAGAAGAAUGAUAGGAGGAUAGUCACUAAAACCGGGUAAAAUAAGAGUACGCGAAUUCUGAACACAUCCAAAACGGGGGCCUCGUGUGAUUGCACCACUUUGUUAACCCAUUCAACAUUCUUGUGACGAUUCCUCUGAUUUCUUCGCACACUAUUCC
Molecule: messenger RNA, 1278 nt
Organism: Oldenlandia corymbosa var. corymbosa
Lineage: Eukaryota; Viridiplantae; Streptophyta; Magnoliopsida; Gentianales; Rubiaceae
Source: the annotation of a GenBank genome assembly